Messenger RNA from Apis mellifera (honey bee), 1493 nucleotides. Its product is annotated as transmembrane protein 19. Gene Ontology annotation, cellular component: membrane. The record is from RefSeq and is a predicted model, not a curated record. The transcript has 6 exons. The coding region runs from base 391 to 1413 and encodes 340 amino acids. Lineage: Eukaryota; Metazoa; Arthropoda; Insecta; Hymenoptera; Apidae.
UAUAUAAGUCUACAUUUCAUGAAUACGAGUAUUUGUGCAAUGAAAAAGACAUUGUAAUGUGAUAACAAAAAGUUUUAUGGAACAAUCAAUAAGAAAUAAUCCCCUUCUUUGUUUACGGAUGCUACAUGAUUUUUUUUACAUGUUACGUAUAAAUGUGAUAUUUUUUUGCCAAUACGUAUUCUAUAAUCCGUAUUUCUAACCUUCUUAAUGUUUGUGAGUUUGUUAAAACUAUCAACCAAUCAAACUUGCAUUUCUUUCAAAGGACUUUUUAUCAGCUAUAAAUAUAUACGAUUCGUCACGAACAUUAUGUUUAAUUUAAUUAUCAUAUUAUUUAACAGAAAAUAAUUAAAUACAAUAAAUAAUAAAUUGAUUUAUGUUAUAAUUUUAACCAUGGUUUCAUUAACAAAUAAGGAGAAUAAAAAAUCACAUGUAUUAAUACCGGUUCUUCUUAGCGUUUGUGCAAUUCCAAUUUCUAUGCUAUUUUGGCUGAUAAAUGUAAUUUAUUCAGUUUUUUAUUCGGAUACUAAAAAUCAUUUAGAAGAAUAUCUGGUUAUUUCCCCAUGGAGAUGGUUAAUUGCAGUCUUGUUUCCAAUUUUUAUGGCAUUUUGGAGUUGGAAAAGAAAGAGCUUGAACAUUAGUGGUGCUAUUUCAGGAUUAUUUGUGGGCUUCAUUCUGACACUUACUAGUUUUGCCCAUGUAGCUUGUCUCUUUUCAUUUUUUGUUACCUCUACUAAAGCAACAAAGUUUCGCUCCCAUGAAAAAAAGAAGCUUGAAGCACAUUUUGAAGAAAACUCACAAAGAAGUUGGGUUCAUGUAUUAUGCAAUGGUGGCAUGGCAACACAAUUGGCACUUUUAUAUUUAUUAGAUGUAGGAUGUCAGGAACGACCAAUUGAUUUUGAUAAAUAUUAUAGAAGUUCUUGGUUGUCAAUAGGAAUUUUAGGAGCCAUAGCAUGUUCUAAUGGAGACACUUGGGCUUCAGAAAUUGGAUCAGUUAUUGCUAAUAAAGAUCCAUUUCUUAUUACUACUUUUAAAAGAGUUCCAAGAGGUACAAAUGGUGGUAUUUCCUGGGCAGGUCUGUUUAUGUCUUUUCUUGGUGGUAUAAUAGUAGGUUUAUCUUAUUAUUUAACAGUAUUGAUAACUGUUGAUACAGUUGUGCUACAAUUAGCAACAUCACAGUGGCCUGUUAUUAUUAUUGGAGGAAUUGGAGGUUUUAUUGGUAGUGUAAUAGAUUCUGUUUUAGGAGCUACAUUACAAUAUUCUGGAAUAAAUGAAAAAGGAUUUAUAGUAGAACAUCCUGGAAAAGGUGUGAAACAUAUUAGUGGUAGACAAAUUUUGGACAACCAUAGUGUGAAUCUUUUUUCUACAGUCAUUAUUGGACUUUCAUUACCUGGAAUAGCAAAAUUAAUCUUAUAAUAGAUACUUAACUAAAUUAUAUAUAAAUCAUAUAUAUAUGAUAAUGAUAUUGUUAAAUAUCAGGGUACUUUUUUAUUUAA